AUUGGCAUUAUUCGCUUGUUGGACAUAAAUUCCUUCAAGCAAACGUCAGUCCAGCCAUUACGGUGCUGCAGUCUGCGCAGUGAAACGCAUUUGCCAUUAUUUGUUCCGUUUCUCACAAGAUUAUACCGGACCAGUGUACAGAGUCGAACACUUGGCGACGUUUGGCGUUGGACCUCAGUUCGGAUUAGUGCAGCCUUCCGAUGGAAUUCGCAAACUCAAGCAAAUGGAGCAGUCUUCAGCGAUGUGGGCGCAACGCAUGGUCUUGCGAUUGCAACCGGAGGCCAUUAUUGUAGAGGAUGAUAACGAAAUGGCAGUAGAACAGUUUCCGCUGAAAUUAAUCACAGAUCCGACAGCGUACACUUCUAAUGACCCGAAGGAUGUGUACAACAAUCUGUUGGUUUUCGUUGUGGAACAGGAAAAAGGCACAUUGUCCCGCAUUCCGGCCGAGAUGCACAUUUUCCAGUGCUGCGACGUAUCGAACACGCUUAACCAGUGCUUCGACGACAUCGAGCGUUUCGUAGCUCGCAUUCAGUCGGCGUACGCUGCCCAUCGCGAACUGGAGAUGAUCAAGAGGCAGCGCGGCAAAUUGUCUGGGAAGACGCAGGGUGAGGGCAUCUUACAGAUGCGUGCCCGUCUGCCGUCACAGACUGAGUUCGUCGCCAUCCUGCACAUGUUCAAGUUCUGCAUGAACCUUCUGGGAAAAUUGCAAGACCACAUUCACGACCCCACUGCCCCAGAAUUGGUACAUAUUCUGUUCGAUCCGCUGACGGUGAUUUUGGACGCCUGUCACUGGGCCCUCAAUCGUAAUAUCGGCUAUAUGGUCGUCGAUCCAUCGCUGACGCCUGAAACGAAGGCGUUGCUGAACGGAUGCCUGAACAGCAGGGAACGUGACGUGUGGAACUCGUUGGGGAAUCCAUGGAAUCUGAACGGGUACGUUUCGCAAGAACUUAGCAGGGUAUCGCUAGAAAAAGAAAGACUUGAUUUCGAAAAGGAGAAGAUCGCUGAAAAGCAAAAGAUGAUCGAAAUAGAGGCUCAAAAAAUCGAAGUGAGUAAUGUCAAAACUUCUUUUCUUCUUUCAUGUCUAGAUAUUAAUAUCGAAACAUAUUUUUGCAGUUAUUCACCUGGCGAACGACGAACUCGCGCACCGCCACCCGUUGACAACAGCGAUUUGGCGGAAAGCAGGCAGAGCGCGUUUUUCGAGGAGCUGCGUUCCGGGGAUGCAAUGAUUGCCCGAGUGGAGUACGAUCGCAUUGGACAGAAUGCUCAGGAAAUGUCUGUGACAAAGGGCGAAUACUUGGAGGUAAUGAAUAGCUCAAAGAACUGGUGGCAAUGUCGUAACGCGUACAACCAAGUCGGCUACGUGCCGAAGACGUUUUUGACCGUGGUCGAGGGUCGAGGCCCAGAGUACGUACCCCCAUCGCACUCCAGGGAUUACCGACGGCCGAACGUCGCCGACGAAAUGCACACCGUUGCGAAAGAGCGGAUCGGUAAAUACGGUGGCUAUCGAUACUUUUAG
Molecule: messenger RNA, 1516 nt
Organism: Soboliphyme baturini
Lineage: Eukaryota; Metazoa; Nematoda; Enoplea; Dioctophymatida; Soboliphymatidae
Source: the annotation of a GenBank genome assembly